AUGGCCUCGAUAAGAGGGUCGGCCUAUAGGGGGGCCCCCAAGGUAAAGUCUAAGAAGGAGAGGGUCCUUGCUGCUGCUGCUGCAGCAGCAGCAGCAACAGCAGCAGCAGCAGAAGCAGAAGAUACAGCAGAAGAAUCCCCAUCUCCUGCUGCUGCUGCCGCUGCUGCUGCUGCUGCUGCUGCUGCUGCUGCUGCUGCUGCUGCUGCUGCUGAGAAGAAGACCAAGAGAACAAAGAAAACAAAAAGUGAAAUCGAAGGCAGCAGCGAGGCUGCACAGCAGCAGCAAAAGAAAAGAAAACUGCAGCAGCAGCAGCAGCAACAGCAGCAGCAGCAGCAGCAGCAGCAGCAAGAGGAGCAGCAGCAACCAGAAGAAGCAGACGAAGAAGACAGCUCAGCAGUGCUGCUGAGAAGAAGACCAAGAGAACAAAGAAAACAAAAAAGGCUUAUUGGCGACACCUUCUUCCCCAUUCAACUGGCUGUAAUCCCUCAUCUGCUGCGGCUGCUUGAGCUUCCUUUUGGGUCCCCUGAGGCCAGCGACGUCUGCGUGCAUGCAGCCACAGGGGAGGGAAAGACUCUCUGCUAUGCGCUGCCGCUCGUUAGCCACCUCUUCAACUCAGUCGUCCCGCGUCUCCGCUGCGUGGUGUUAACCCCAACCCGCGAGCUGGCGCUGCAGCAGAAGGAACAGCAGCAGCAGCAGCAGCAGCAGCAGCAGAAGCAGCAGCAGAUGUUAUUGUUUGUACACCCGGGCGUGGUCGUUGUGAGCAGGACGGGGCCCCUCCUUUGA
Molecule: messenger RNA, 783 nt
Organism: Eimeria mitis
Lineage: Eukaryota; Apicomplexa; Conoidasida; Eucoccidiorida; Eimeriidae
Product: helicase, putative
Exons: 8
Coding region: 1-783 (260 amino acids)
Cellular component (GO): nucleus
Molecular function (GO): nucleic acid binding; ATP binding
Source: RefSeq, a predicted model, not a curated record